Messenger RNA from Closterium sp. Yama58-4, 1803 nucleotides. The record is from the annotation of a GenBank genome assembly. Lineage: Eukaryota; Viridiplantae; Streptophyta; Zygnematophyceae; Desmidiales; Closteriaceae.
AUGAAUUUCUGGGUGGCUGCCUGUCUUCCUACCAUCGCUCUCUCGGGGCUGGAUCUCCCUCCGCUUUCAUCGUUCCCUCCGCCUCCAUCUCCAAUCCCACUCCAUUCUUUCAUGCGCCCCUUUCUGAAGGAAGUUGAUUUUCCUUUGUCGCUCUUCGUCGCACAUUGUUCACGUGAUCCCUCGUCGUCGCACAUUGUCUACGAGAUCCCACUGUUCCUUUUUCAACUACGCCAUCCCGGAGGCCGUCAGUCAGAUUUCGGACCUCGUCGCCUUCCAUCCGCGUCGCCUUCCAUCCCGCGCACCGCGCCACUUCCCUUGCCGCCGCCGGUUCCCACGUGUCCUCCUCCACCCUCUCUCCACCUCGCGCCCUCCCCAGGACCCGCGCUAGUGUCAGCCGCGUUUGCGCCUGCGCCACCCGCAGGGCAUGUCUCCCGUCGCCAAUUUCGCUGCUGCGCCGCUCGUCUUUUGAUUCAUUCCGCGCGACGGGCCGUCAUGAGGCUGCGGCGGGGUUCGCUGCGCGGCAGCGGCGCGCGCGGGGGCGGCGACACGCCGCGGUAUCUGGUGAACUCGCUGGCGGUGGCGUUCGUGGUGUCGCUGCUGUUCCUCUACCGCCUGCAGCGCCAGGAGCGCCAGGAGCAACAGCAGCAGCAGCGCGCCGAGCAGCAGCAGCAGCACCCCGCGCUCGACGUCGGGGGUGGCGGAGGGGGGAGGGGGGGGGAUGUCACAAGCGGCGGUGGUGAGGGGGCGAGGGAGUUACGCGUUAGCGGCGGUGGGGUGGAUGGUGGCGGAGGUGGCGGGGGGGCGGGGAGCGACGCAGGGGGGGACAAGGGGGCCGGACAUGGGCGGAGUGACGGUGGUGGGGCAGCUGGGGAAGACGGUAGUGAGGGCGAUGGCGGGGGAGGGACGGACGACAAUGGCGGAGAAGACGAGGAGGCGCGGGAGGUGCGUGGAAAAGAGAGUGGGGAGUCGUCUGGAGGAGAAGUAGAGGCAAGUGCGGGAGGCAGCACCAAGUUGACUUCCGAGGCUGGCGGUGAUAGUGGUGGUGAUAGCGGUGGUGAUAGCGGUGGUGAUAGCGGUGGUGAUAGUGGUGGUGGAAGGGAAGAGGUGGUGGCGGAUGGGAAUGGCGGGGAAAGUGACACGGGCACGAGCGAGGCCAGUGAAGACAGCGGCUCGAGCAGUGUGGCAGAGGGUAGUGAGGGCGAGAGCGAAAGCAGCGGGGAUAGUGGUAAGCGUGGGAGUCUGGCUGAUGGUGGGGAGGAGGGCACGGGAGGCGUGGGGAGCACAGGUGAUACAGAGAGUGAGAAGGGCACGGGGAUGGGUGAUAAGGAAAUAAGCAGUGAUGGGGGGCAUGCGGAGGGGCCGGGUGGUGCAGAUGAGGGUGAGGGGGACGGUGCUGGUGGUGGGGACGGCAAGGGCGUGGAGGGGGGUAAGGAGGCCGAGGAGGGGAGCAAUACUGGUUCUGGUGCUGAGCGGGGAGGGCAGGCAAAGGAGGCGGAGGAGGGGAGUGGCAGUGAGAGCAGUGCAGUGCAUGGCGGUGGCGAUGUGGAAGGUGCAGGUGCGGAGACAGACGCCGGUGUUGUGACGGAGCAAGGGAGGAGUGGCGAUGAGGGUGAUGGAGAUGGUGGGAGCGCGAUUGUGAGUGGCGGCAAGGUGGGGAAGAGCGAAGCUGUGGAGGCGGGUGAUGCAGUAGAGGAAGGGAGGGUCAAGGCGAAGAAGAAGAAGGCCUCGGGCAAGAAGAAGAGCAAGAAGGGCAAGAAGCGCAAGAAGAAAAAGAUCAAGAAGGCUAAGGUUGCUGAUGAGUGA